AUGAAUUUGGCUGUGCAACAGAUAACCUUGUAUAUGGUUUGCAUUCCGGUAAUAUUUGUUUUAUGUGCUCUGGCAGCCUUCUGUAACAUAUUAGUACUGCUAGCUCGGCUACAGAUCAAGAAACGCAGCGGAAUACUGGAACUUACUUUUUCUCUUGCCGCUUCAGACACCUGGACAUCUGUCGUUGUAGUGGCUUCACUUUUUCGCAAUUCAUACAUGCCGGUGGUACUGGGUAUAAACUAUCCAUCAAUAUGCUUUCCUCUUACUUUGGAGGUAUUUCGUACAGGUGGAUUGUUGACAGGACUUCUUCACCUCUCAACAUUAGCCGUUUAUCAUUUGGUAGCCAUAACAUAUCCUUUCAAUCAUCGGAAACUGUUAAGUCGACAGAGAACAUAUUUAAUUAUAAUUCUGAUGUGGUCCAUACCACCGACUGCUUUGCUAAUUUACUUUUCUGCAUGGCCUAACCAGGGAUAUCAGACAAAAAAUUGUCUAAUAGUAGAAUUUUACAACAAACUUUACUUCCGCAUGAUUAUUUCAAUUUCAAUCAUCGCUCUUAUUUUUGUAACCGGAAUUAUGUAUUGGAAACUACUGAGAAAACUUCAGGAAACCUGUGUAAAAAACGCGAGAACAUCACGUAAACGUCGUACAAUAAUUACGUCAGGUCUCAUUUUUGGUACAUUUUUGAUAGGUUGGUUUCCUGCAUCAUUACUUUAUGUACUAACAGCGCAGGGUAUGCCAUUACAUCAAGUUCAAAGUAUUUGGGUCAAUGUAUUUGCACUAAUGACACUGAUGCUCAUUAUGGCUAAAUCCAUUACCAAUCCAAUAAUCUACGCAGUCAGGUUAAUAUUUCCAUUGCUAAAGCGAACAUUAUCAAUAAAAAUUAUAAAUUAA
Molecule: messenger RNA, 891 nt
Organism: Thelazia callipaeda (thelaziosis nematode)
Lineage: Eukaryota; Metazoa; Nematoda; Chromadorea; Rhabditida; Thelaziidae
Source: the annotation of a GenBank genome assembly